This is a messenger RNA of Recurvomyces mirabilis, 963 nucleotides long. RefSeq lists its product as uncharacterized. NCBI's taxonomy places the organism in Eukaryota, Fungi, Ascomycota, Dothideomycetes, Mycosphaerellales, Teratosphaeriaceae. Gene Ontology annotation, molecular function: heme binding; peroxidase activity. Gene Ontology annotation, biological process: cellular response to oxidative stress; hydrogen peroxide catabolic process; response to reactive oxygen species. The record is from RefSeq and is a predicted model, not a curated record. The coding region runs from base 1 to 963 and encodes 320 amino acids. The transcript has a single exon.
AUGAGCACCUUUGGCGACUAUGAGGCAGUCCGACAGGAUAUUGCCUCCCUACUACAUCAGCCUGAAUACGAUGAUGGGUCUGCUGGACCAGUGCUCGUCCGUCUAGCCUGGCACAGUGCAGGGACUUACGAUGCUGAAACAGACACUGGCGGCAGCAACGGCGCAGGUAUGCGAUAUGAAGCCGAAGGUGGCGAUCCUGCAAACGCCGGCCUUCAGCAUGCCCGUGUCUUCCUUGAGCCUGUGAAGCAGAAGCAUGACUGGAUCACAUACGCCGACCUAUGGACGCUGGCAGGGGUGGUAGCUGUGAAGGAGAUGGGUGGUCCGGAGCUCGAGUGGAAGGCUGGUAGGACAGAUUAUGUGGACGACAGCAAGCUGCCACCUCGAGGCAGGCUACCAGAUGGUGCAAAAGGAGCCGAUCAUAUAAGGUGGAUAUUCUACCGCAUGGGCUUCAAUGAUCAAGAAAUCGUUGCGUUGUCUGGUGCACACAAUCUUGGAAGAUGUCACAACGACCGAUCUGGCUUCCAUGGUGCAUGGGUGCCCAGCCCGACUCGCUUCUCGAACACGUACUUCCGGCUGAUGCUCUCAGAGGACUGGCAUGAGAAGACCUUGGACAACGGUGUACGACAAUUUGUGCACUACGACGAAGAUCUUGACGAAGAGCUCAUGAUGCUGCCUACAGACAUCGCACUCACGGACGAUCCUGACUUCAGACCAUGGGUCGAGCUGUAUGCCAAAGAUCGAGAGCGCUUCUACAUCGACUUCGCGAAGGUAUUCGCCAAGCUCAUCGAGCUCGGCAUCACUCGAGACGAAAGUGGAAAGGUCGUCAAUGGCGACAACGUCCGAGGAGGAUAUCACGCUGCGCCGAAAAAGAGCCAAAAGCCUGGCAAGCCGUUGGGCAUGGAUCGAUACGGAGAGGCAGAGCCGUUGCGGAGGGAGAACGGAGCUUUCAGGGCGCGGUUGUAA